Messenger RNA from Manduca sexta (tobacco hornworm), 2305 nucleotides. It is a transcript of the gene Csp, whose product is annotated as dnaJ homolog subfamily C member 5. Gene Ontology annotation, cellular component: type Is terminal bouton. The record is from RefSeq and is a predicted model, not a curated record. The transcript has 2 exons. The coding region runs from base 146 to 754 and encodes 202 amino acids. Lineage: Eukaryota; Metazoa; Arthropoda; Insecta; Lepidoptera; Sphingidae. Gene Ontology annotation, biological process: regulation of neuromuscular synaptic transmission.
AGCGAUGAUAAUUUUUUACAUUCAUCCAUCCGUUCUUACUGUGGUUCUUCCUUAUUUAUUGUAGGUAAUUUCAUUAGAAAUUGAAGAAUAUCGUUAUUUUCGGAGAUUGUCUUGCUAUUAGUGAAUUCCAAUAUCAAGUUGCAAGAUGGAUAAAAGAAAAUUAUCUACCGCAGGGGAUAGUUUAUACGAAAUACUUCAAGUGCCCAAAACUGCAACGGCGGACGAUGUGAAGAAAAGUUACAGAAAAUUAGCAUUAAAAUAUCAUCCAGAUAAAAACCUGAACAACCCGGAAGCGGCCGAAAAAUUUAAGGAAGUUAAUCGGGCUCACACUAUACUCAGCGAUGCGACGAAACGAAACAUCUAUGAUAAUUACGGCUCGCUUGGAUUAUACAUCGCAGAACAAUUUGGCGAAGAGAAUGUCAACGCCUAUUUCGUAGUAACGAGCACUUGGUGCAAAGCAUUGUUUAUAGUAUGUGGUAUUCUAACGGGUUGCUACUUUUGCUGUUGCCUGUGCUGCUGCUUCAAUUGCUGCUGUGGAAAGUGCAAGCCCCGUCCACCGGAGGAGUCCGGUGACUACCACACGCUCGAGCGCGACGACUCGGACGGCGUGCAGCCGGUGACGGCACAGCCCGGCGGCGAGGGCCGGCCCAAAGGCGAGCAGGCGCCACCCAUCGCGAUGCCUGCGCCGCCUCCCGCGGGAGCCUCUGAAAACACGGGCUUGAACACAGGCAGCAGUAUUCCAAAAUACACAUGAAGUAUUUGUAACGAACUAGUCUAAUGUAAUUUGUAAGAGAAAUGAAGAACUGACUUCUUUAACCGCCAUUAUGAACAUUGUUAAGCUUAAAUAGCUGUUAUCUUUCUUCUCUUGAUAUAUUUUUGUAUUGUAUUAAUGUUGGUAUUUACGGCUUUAAUUGCUAAAAUAUAUUUUAUGAUUUUUAAUAUGAAUUUUAUUCAUUUUAAGAUUGUAAAAGGAAUUCUUGCCAUUAAUAGAUUAUAUUUAUAUUAAUAUUUUAUAAUAUACGUCCACAUUAUGUUUGAUUCGAAUUGAGGGAACUGUAUCAAAUAUAUUUUAUUCUUUAAAACUAUAUUACGUUGACAUAGACAGCGUGUAAUGGAUAUCCAUCGAAAGAUUUCAUCAAUGCUGCUUAUUGCUUUAAGUAUACUUAUCUCAAGAAACAUCGACUUCGCUAAUGUUGACUAAAUAAGUGUUAAAUUAUGUAUUGUCUGUUAUUGCUAAUCUCUACUUAUUUGUGCGUCGUGGAUGUUCGACGUGUUGCGAUAUUAGGUAUAAAGAAACUCGUUUAAACAAACAGGUUUUGAAUACAUUAAAAUUAACCAAACAUCAACACUGUUUUUACAUAGUAAGUUUAAAACAAAUGACGGUGGCUCAAGUCUUAUUCAUAGUUUUCUACAGUUUAAGAGUCACUCUUGAUCGGUCAUUUAUAACGAAUUUACGGCCAGUAUAAACGUUUGAAUUGAUUAUUUGGUUUUCUUUUGGUCUUUUGACCUGGUUUAAACGAGUAUCACGCCAGUACUCUACAUCCUGAAAAGUUAACUGGUUUACCAUUUUAUGUUGUAAUAAUGGAAUAUUGCUGCUCUUCGGCCGAAAGGCAAAUUUAAAAUAAGUUUCAACAGUUGAUUGUUCUAUAAGGAUAUUAUUAUAAUUGUCAAACUCAGAAGGCAAUUGCUUAAGGGCUCCGCGCGUUAGAAACUCGAAGUCGAACAUAAAUAAAAUUAACUGCGUACAUAAAUGAAAUGUUAGCAGUAAUUUGGGUAAUAAUUAAAAAAAAACUGGAGCCCUGAGACUUUAUUGCCUAGGGGCAAAACAUUAUCCGACCUUGCUUUUGGAUUUUAAGAAAUAUUUCGUAGGCGAAUAAAUAUAUGAUUAGGCUUAUUGUUAGUUCUUCAAGGUUUAAUGUAUUUAAAGCUGUUGUUUAGAUAUUAAGAAUGGCUAGUUGAAAACACACAUCAUGUGGGUAGCUGUAUAAAAUUAAUUAAAUAUAUGUAUUAUACUUACUAAAGCUUAACAUUUAGCCUGCAGUCGCGUUAUCAUUCCGAGAAUACCUAUAGGUUUUGUGAAUAUAAUAUUAAUAAUUAGUGUUCUUUAUAAAAAUAUAAUCUACAAAAAACGUCUAUUUGUACGUGGCUUAACAAUAUAAUAUUGAACUAUUAAGUAAACGGUAUCUACAAUUUUAGCCAGUUUACUUGUUAAAUGUAAGCCUUCUUUACCAUAAUGUAGGUACAUUAUUAAUUAUUAUUAUUGUGUAACUGUUAAUAACAAUAAAGAAAAAACAAUACCAUUAGA